ACACACUUGUUAAUUAUAUUUGAAGGCCAAAAGGUAUGAGAAUAAUAACACCUGAUCGACGAUAACAAUAGCUUGCAAGCAGUAUAUAUAGAGUAGAAUCGCAUGGUUCCUACAUUCAUUCAAGAAUCUCUUCUCCGUGGUUCAAAGAUUUAUUGUUAUCAGUCAUGAAGUACAUCUUCCUUAUUGCCCUGAGCGUUGUAGCAGCCAGUGCUAUCGUCUGCCCACCAGACGCCUGCAAAAAUGUAAACUGCCCAGCAGUCGAAAACUGUGUAGAUGGUGAACUUGGAAAAACAUUUUGUUCAUGUUGUGAUGAGUGCAUAAAAUAUUUGAAGGAAGGAGAUCGCUGCAUUCCCGAAGGUAUGUUUGGAAUCCCAGUCGCCAGCAAGUGUGGUCUUAAUCUUGUCUGCAGCAGACGUUCCGGAACUUGCAUCAAACCAUUGGAUUACGCUACAAAAACUUGUACACAACUGAAAUCGGAGACUGAGGGCAAGAAUUUGCUUGGAGCAUUUAUUCCUCGAUGUGAAACUGAUGGAACUUUCUCUGCUGUCCAGUGUCAUGGAUCAGUGUGUUACUGUGCACACACAGAUGGUACGCAUAUCCCAGGAUUCCAAUCUGCCAUUCAUAAUAUCCAAGGAAUGAAUUGCAACUGUGCCCGCCAUAAGUUCGCAUAUGGAAAGACUGGCUUGAUUGGCAAACUGUUCCGCUGUGAACCCAACGGUAACUACAACAAAAUCCAAUGUACAGGAAGUGCAUGCUAUUGUGUUGACGAGGCUGGCAAACAAGUUGGUGGAUCAGUUCAUAUUACCAAGAGUGAAUCAAUGAACUGCUAGAGAGACACUGCCGAAGAUCUCUGUUUGAGAGAAAUUUGAAUCAGGGUUUUAUUUUGGUGUCAAAAUAAAGAAAAUUU
Messenger RNA from Octopus sinensis (East Asian common octopus), 907 nucleotides. Its product is annotated as nidogen-2-like. Bases 165 to 830 code for a protein of 221 amino acids. The transcript has 6 exons. The record is from RefSeq and is a predicted model, not a curated record. Gene Ontology annotation, biological process: cell-matrix adhesion. Gene Ontology annotation, cellular component: basement membrane. NCBI's taxonomy places the organism in Eukaryota, Metazoa, Mollusca, Cephalopoda, Octopoda, Octopodidae.